AACUCUGUCACAAGUUAGGCCUAGGCUACUUUCAAAAGUGUUGCUUAUAGUGAACUGUGUUUGCACAGUAGAUUUAUUUUAAGGUUUCCUGGUAAUCCGGAUGCAAGUUGGCUAAAAUUUAGUCUGUAGUAGCCAUGCUACUCUGGUCUGUUUUUAUUCUGUGUGAGAGAGCAGUCUCCACCACAUGUCGCUGCAUCUUACAACAUGAUGUCAUCGAAAAACAAUGUAUUGGACACAUAUUAUUUUGAUGACAACUUCUGAAUUAUAUCGUCUAGGACAACAGAUUUGAGAAUGCGUAAUCUUGUAUUGUGCCGUAAUUUGGCGCAUGUUAUUACGUAGUGGCUACAUUGUUAGCCAACAACGUUCUGAAUGACUGAAGUUCUAAUGUACUUGAACAAAAAUGGAAUACUGGCUAGUUUUCUUUACGACCGGGGACGGAAAGUCAACGUUUAAACGUAUGCUCUGAAAUAAGAAUUUGUUGAUUUUGGAUCCGCUCAUGAUGGAGUGGAGUAUGGAGGCGGCGACAACGUUCGAGGAGCUGGCCGAUUUGGAGAUGCGGCUGCUCCAGGACGGCUUGCGCCCCAACGCUGAGCCUGUGGAGCGGCUGCUCCACCUGUGGAGGCUCUGCCUGCGUACCGAGGGCAGCAUGAAUGCCGCCAGGCUGGAGGUGAAGGCGCUGCAGGAGGCCCACGACAGAGAAAAUAUGGAGGUGCAAAAGAAGCUAGACCAAGUCCGGGUUCUGAUCGCCAAGCAAAACUCAUUUAAUGUCAAGCUUGAGGAAGAAAACCAGCAACUGCAUGCUCAGUUGAAGCAACUGCACCUCGAUAAAGAGGCUGAGAAGAUGGAGGUGGCCGAGCUGCUUGACCAGGGGGGCCUGUGCGAGAUCAUCUUGUCCAGCCCCAGCGAGCAGGUGGCUUACCUGCUGGUCGAGAGGGCCUCUCUCCUGGAGAGAUUGCAGGCUCUGGAUGUGGAGAAAUCCCCAUCACUCAUGGCCGCUGAUCCUGCAGCUGUCUUCAAAGAUGGCAUGGAUAAGUCCUCUGGUGUUGAGCCCUCGGAGGAUUGUGGUGCUGAGCGGCUGAACCUGGAGAGAGACCUGGAUGAGGCCUCCCGCCGCCUGUCCAUGGCUCACAAGGAGAUCCGUCGGCUGACGGAUGAGCUGGAGUCUGCGCACAUGACCCAGAAAGCCUAUGAGACAAAGCUACAAGAAGUUGAAUUUCUCAAGCAGGAAGUGGAAAGGCUGAGACUCUAUGAUGUUUCCGAGCUCCAGAAAGCCAGAGAGCUAAAUGAGCGCCUGGACAACGAGAUGAGGAUUCUGAGAGAACAAGUGCGCUCCGUGGACAAUGAGCGCAUGCUUCUCCUUGCCUUGCUUGAUAAAAAAAUGAUGGAAGGAGCUGAAGCUGAGGAUGAGGAGCAUCCUCUGAUAUCACUGCCUAAAGUAGAAAAGGUGGAGAUUAGCGUACAGGCCGUAGAUGAUGAUAUGGAGAGUGUGCAUGAGAGGUGCCUUAAGGACCUGAAGGAGAAGGAUGUUGAGCUGCGCAGGCUGCAGACAUGCACCCAGCAGCUGCAGAAGGAGCUCAGUCAGCUGCAGCUCCAGAGAGACCAGGCACAGCAGCUUCUGGGAGAGCAGGAGCAAAACCAUAGGAGUACUGUGGAGGACCUCAAGAAGGAGCUGGAGUUUCUGGAGUCAAUGGUGAAACACGCACAGGUUGAAAACCAGAACCCCCUUAUUGAUGACUACAAGGUCCUAACCAAGGCGGAGAGUGUGCUCCAGCAAAAAGAUGAGCAGUGCGCAGAGAUGUUGGAGAUCCUCCACCACAACAUGGCCUUAUUGAACACUGCAGAGGCGGACGUGCUAUCAGGGAAAGAGAAGAUCACUGAGCUAGAGAAACUUAAUGCUGAGCUGGACCACAAGAACCAGCAGGUGCUUGCUGAGCUGCAGGAGGCCUUGGCCAGAGUGUCCGAGCUGGAAAGGAACUGUGAGUCUAAGUCUGCCGAGCUUCAGAAGCUUCUGGAGAAGAGCAGGGAGCUUCAGCUCCACCUGGAUACAGAGCAGAACAUGCACCACCAGAGCCAGCAGGACCAGGAGAGUCUGCUCCAGCAGAAAGCUGAGGAGUGUGCAGAGAUGAGAGGGACUCUGGAGAACAUCAGUGGCCUCUUGCACACUGCAGAGACAGAAGUGCUCUCAGAGAAAGAGAAGAUCACUGAGCUGGAGAAACUCAAUGCUGAGCUGGACCACAAGAACCAGCAGGUGUUUGCUGAACUGCAGGAGGCUUUAGCCAGAGUGUACAAGCUGGAAAAUAAUCGUGAGUCUCAGUCUGCAGAGCUUCAGAAGAUUCAGGAGAAGAGCAGAGAGCUUCAGCACCACCUAGAUACAAAGCAGAACAUGCACCACCAGGGCCAGCAGGAGCUUGAUGAGCUGCACAUGGAGUUGAAGUUGGAGAAGGAUCGUGUCUUUGCCAAGGAGAAAGAGUUGCAGGAGCUGCAGAAGCAGCUACAACAGACUACCAUUGACUUUGAGAAACUCCAGAAGGAUGCCAAGGGCUGGUCUGAUGCCCUCCACAAUCAACAGGGCGAGGUGGAUGAUUUCAUGGAGCAGAGGAGACUGUGGCUGCAGAGGGAGGGAGAGCUUCAGCAGGCGGUGGAGACCCUGGGCAAGCUAGAGGACACCCAUAACAAAUCUGCUGAGCAGUUACUGGAACUCCAGGGAGAGGUGAGGAACCUGGCACUUGAGCUUGAGCUGGUGAGAGCUGAGAACGAACAACUGAAAAAUGAGGCCAAGGACAUGGAUGUGGAUCUGGCAACGCUCAGGGCCCAAGCACAGGAGGCUGAGAAGCAGAGGCAAUUGUGGCUGUACUGCAAGAAGAAGAUGGAGCAGCAGAUAAAGGCCCUUCAGGACAAACAGGCCUCCAUGACCCUCUCAGAAAAGGACUUCCAGUGCCAAGUGCUGGACCUCAAGGCCAAGCUGGCAGCCACGCAGAUGAAUGAGCAAACAACCAAAUUGGAACUGCAGAGCUACCUUGGGGAACACGACCAGUUGCUCGCUAGUCAAAAUGAGGUGUUGGUCCUGAAGGAGGAACUUAAAAAACUCUUGGAUGAAAAGGCUAAAGUACUGAACAAGUACAAUGAGAAAAAAGAACACUUCAUGGACAAAUUUUGCGCCGCCAAAUUAUUUUACACAAAAGAGAUGCUUUGGCGUGAUGAUAAGAUCCAAGAGCUUCAGAGGAAUUGUGAUUUCCUUACAAAACAAGUGGGCAAGGUGAAAGAGACGACAAUGAAAAUGGACGAGGUAAACAGCAAGCUGUUGAAGGAGAACCAUGAGUUUCAGUGUGAACUUCUCAAGGAGAAGGAAGACCAAAAUGAGACCCUUAACAUCCUCAAGAAAUACAAACUCAGGAUUGAGCAUCUGGAGAAGAUGAAUAAGAUGAUGGAAAAUGAGCAAUUAUGGAACCAUAGUCAGAUAACCAGAUAUCCUUUUCCACACGCUGCUCUGGGGAAGUCACCAUCUGCUACCAACCAAAGUGCUUUGCCCGGGGGUGACACCAAGCGUGACCUGCUCGACAUGAUCCAGAACACACAAACAACCAUUCAGUCGGAGUACCAGGAUGUGAGUCCAGCACAGUCCCUGACGCACAGACACACCUAUGAGAUUGGCUACUUGAACCUCACUCCUCCCUUCAGUCCGCCCAGGAGGCAGAUGCAGGCUGAGUCGAGCAGAGUAGGCAGUGAGGAGGUCCCACAGGCAGACAGAAGGUCCUGCCUCACUGAGCGCUUCCUGUAAUGCGCCGCUGCUAUCUGCAAUAGGAAGUAUUACCAUUUGUACCCUUGGUAUCAUCGGGACUAAAGACUGCUACCUAUUUUUUUUUAUUUUUUUUUAAAAGCAGAUUCUGUUUUCAAUAAAGUGUCAUUGCAUUCAG
Messenger RNA from Alosa alosa (allis shad), 3914 nucleotides. RefSeq names its product coiled-coil domain-containing protein 30. The coding region runs from base 497 to 3778 and encodes 1093 amino acids. NCBI's taxonomy places the organism in Eukaryota, Metazoa, Chordata, Actinopteri, Clupeiformes, Clupeidae. The record is from RefSeq and is a predicted model, not a curated record. The transcript has 26 exons.